UUUCUAUGGAUGUAAUUGUCUUUCCCACACCAGUAAAGAAUAAUUAUUCCCGUCUUCCCUCACUAGGUGGCUGCUUCCCCUUGCUGUGCUGGGUUGGUGCGGCGAGUGUUCGGUGGUAGCGAUGUCCCCGAGAAAAGAAGGCAAACAUUUCUGGGUUUGCAGGCCGUUGCGCGACCCGUAUCCUUGAACGUCUCUCUCGUCGUCUCGUUUUGGUUGGGCGACAGUCUGUCGAUCUGAUUCCAGGUAUGUCUCGCCUCUCGCGGUUGUGUUUCGCGUUUUGUUUCUUGACAGAUUUGGUGGAAAAAUGAGUCAUUUUUUUGUCUUUCCAUGUAAAAGCGUCAGCUUCUUUCACCUUUCAAAAUGUGAGCUCAGUGACGAGGAUCUCUUGUUUGCUGUUCAGUGGGAUCGGUCUUUGUUUCUCGAAAAGAUGAUAUUUUUCAGGUGAAAAUUCGUAAAAGCUUGCUCUUCAGUGGGAUCGGUCUUUGUUCCUCUAAAAGCUGAGAUUUUUUGGGUGAAAAUUCGUACGAGUUCGUUCUUCGGUGGAUCGGUCUUUGUUUCUCUAAAAGCUGAGAUUUUUUGGGUGAAAAUUCGUAAAAGUUCUGUAUAUUCAUACCCAUUUCCCUUUCGCGUUCUGUUUUUUGACGGAUUUGGUGCAACAUGAGUCCUUUUUUUGUCUUUCCAUGAGAAAGCGUCAGUUUCUUUCACCUUUUCAAAUGUGAGCUCAGUGACGAGAAUUUCCUGUUUGCUCUUCGGUGGGAUCGUGAAAUUUCUGUACAUUCAUGCACAUUUUCCGGUUGAAGGUUCUUAUGUAGCUUUAAUUUCGGUGAGGAACUGAAGGAAGCUGUUCAUCUUCCACGAUAGGGGUUUUUCUUUUUGUGGUUGAUUUAGUCAUCUAAGAUUCAGCUAAAAGUACAUCAACAAAAGGAAUUGGGGUUUAGGGUUUUGGAAAAUGGAAGCUAGGGAGCUUCCAAGAGUGAGCUCGUUGCAGCCUCCAACUGUGGUGGUGGGUCCUGGCUCUUAUGGAGCUGGAGGGUCGACGAUUGAUCCCGUGGUGGCACCGAAUACAGCUGGAAUGAUGCAGGGCAUGCGCCUUUCCUUCACUCCCAUGGCUUCUUCGGCACCUAAACCAGUGGAUACGACUGGUUCUUUGUACCAAGGAGAUGAUGUCUCGGGAAUGCGGCAAACCAGUGUAUUUAACAUGGGUGAGCUAACGAAGAAGAAGAGAGGAAGACCAAGAAAAUAUGGACCUGAUGGUAGCAUGUCUUUGGCGCUAACACCUCCAUCUUCUGCUUUGGGAUUCUCAAGCAAUCCAAUGUCUGAUCCAGCAGCUAAGCACCGAGGCCGUCCUCCAGGGUCGGGGAAAAAGCAACAACUUGAUGCAUUGGGUGCCCCAGGGAUUGGUUUUACUCCUCAUAUUAUCACUGUCAAAGUUGGAGAGGACAUAGCUUCAAAAAUUAUGGCCUUCUCACAGCAAGGGUCUAGGACCGUCUGUGUGCUGUCAGCAAACGGUGCCAUCUCUGAUGUAACACUGCAGCAGCCGGCAAUCUCUGGUGGAACAGUAACUUAUGAGGGACGCUUCGAUAUCAUCUCUCUUUCAGGUUCCUUCCUGCUCACAGAAGAGGGUAGCACUCGUAGUAGAAGCGGUGGAUUGAGUGUCGCAAUUGCAGGAUCUGAUGGCCGAAUUCUUGGUGGUGGGGUUGCCGGAAUGCUUGUGGCAGCAACACCUGUGCAGGUUGUGGUGGCAAGCUUCAUCACCGAAAAGAAAAAGCCACAGCCUGAGCCAUUGAGGUGGGAACCUUCAUCAGCUCCACCGCAGAUGGCCAGCUUUGGAGCAACUCUAACAGUCAGCCCACCCACUGAAGGCACGUCAAGUGAAUCUUCUGACGACCGCGGUAGCCCAACAAAUCAAAACGGUGGCACCUGCGACAACUCUACUCAGCAUGUUCAAUCUGCGUAUCCAUCUUUCAUCAGUUGGUCACACUCUGUAAACGAGAACAGGCAUAACUCCGACAUGAAAGUAAUGCCUCUCUAACAAGAUUAUGUCGCAAGCAUCGCUUCAUGUCUAGUUGUUUGUAGUAAGACGGUAGUACCAGCAGUCAAAUCACUGUGAUUCAGUAGCCACUAAUUACUGUCAAAGCUUACAACUAGAGGGCUUCACAUAAAUGGCAUUCCAGAAGCAUAUAUCUAGGCGUAUGUUCUGAGGACACUGCUGCCGUUCUGUAGUAUUUUCUUUGUCUUCAUCUAUCAAUUCAAUUUCUGUUGGUAACUAAA
Messenger RNA from Musa acuminata AAA Group (dessert banana), 2271 nucleotides. RefSeq names its product AT-hook motif nuclear-localized protein 10-like. The transcript has 5 exons. Gene Ontology annotation, molecular function: minor groove of adenine-thymine-rich DNA binding. The record is from RefSeq and is a predicted model, not a curated record. Bases 950 to 2032 code for a protein of 360 amino acids. NCBI's taxonomy places the organism in Eukaryota, Viridiplantae, Streptophyta, Magnoliopsida, Zingiberales, Musaceae.